GGAAUCGGAGGGGUGGGCUCGGUCGGUGCAGAACGCCUUCGAGUAGCUCCGGUGCGGGCAGCUUCAGAGAGAGGCCGGCGGAGAGGCCUCCAUGUCGGCGUAGGGAGCGUGAGGCGGGGAAGGCGGGGGCUGGCAAAGGCUAGUGGAGUCGGGAUGGAGGGCGGCGGUAUUCGUGACCCGGAGCUGCGCGAGGAGAGGACUCUGGAGCGGGGCAGCGAGAGAACACAAGGGAAUCAGCAGUAGCCUUCCUUGAAGAAUUCCUUUCCCAUUUGCUGUCUGGAGUUAACACUGUUUCCUGCUGCCAGAGUCGGGGAUAUGCCAGCACUAGCGGGAUGAGUGGGUGCUCCGGCGGGGAUGUGGUCGUUGAUGGCCAGUGAAGGCGAGAGCACCACGGCCCAUUUCUUCCUGGGAGCUGGAGAUGAGGGGCUGGGCACCCGUGGAAUAGGCAUGAGGACGGAAGAGAGUGACAGCGAGCUCCUUGAGGACGAGGAGGAUGAAGUGCCUCCUGAACCUCAGAUCAUCGUUGGCAUUUGUGCCAUGACCAAGAAAUCCAAGUCCAAACCAAUGACUCAAAUCCUAGAGCGACUCUGCAGAUUUGACUACCUGACUGUUAUCAUCCUGGGAGAAGAUGUGAUCCUCAAUGAACCUGUGGAAAACUGGCCGUCCUGUCACUGCCUCAUCUCUUUCCACUCCAAAGGCUUUCCUCUGGACAAAGCUGUUGCUUACUCCAAGCUUCGAAACCCCUUUCUUAUCAAUGAUUUGGCCAUGCAGUAUUACAUCCAAGAUAGGAGGGAGGUGUACCGGAUCCUGCAAGAGGAAGGUAUCGAUCUGCCUCGAUAUGCUGUGCUCAAUCGUGACCCUGCCCGGCCUGAGGAGUGUAACCUGAUAGAAGGUGAAGACCAAGUAGAAGUCAAUGGAGCUGUCUUUCCCAAGCCCUUUGUGGAGAAGCCAGUGAGUGCAGAGGACCACAAUGUUUACAUCUACUACCCCAGCUCAGCUGGAGGAGGAAGUCAGCGCCUCUUCCGUAAGAUUGGCAGCCGAAGCAGCGUUUACUCUCCUGAGAGCAGCGUCCGAAAGACAGGGUCGUACAUCUAUGAGGAGUUUAUGCCAACAGAUGGCACAGAUGUCAAGGUAUAUACAGUGGGGCCAGAUUAUGCCCAUGCUGAAGCUAGAAAAUCUCCAGCUUUGGAUGGGAAGGUCGAGCGCGACAGUGAAGGGAAGGAGAUUCGAUACCCAGUCAUGCUGACAGCCAUGGAAAAGCUGGUGGCCAGGAAAGUCUGUGUAGCCUUUAAGCAAACAGUUUGUGGAUUUGACCUUCUUCGUGCCAAUGGUCACUCCUUCGUAUGUGAUGUCAAUGGCUUCAGUUUUGUCAAGAACUCAAUGAAAUACUAUGAUGACUGUGCCAAGAUUUUAGGGAACACCAUAAUGCGGGAGCUUGCCCCACAGUUCCAGAUCCCAUGGUCCAUCCCCACAGAGGCUGAGGACAUUCCCAUUGUCCCUACCACAUCUGGCACUAUGAUGGAACUUCGUUGUGUUAUUGCAAUUAUUCGUCAUGGGGAUCGUACUCCCAAGCAGAAGAUGAAGAUGGAGGUGACACAUCCAAGGUUUUUUACUCUAUUUGAAAAACAUGGUGGAUACAAGACAGGGAAAUUAAAACUCAAGAGACCUGAGCAGCUUCAGGAGGUGCUGGACAUCACAAGGCUGCUGUUAGCUGAACUAGAGCAAGAACCAGGUGGUGAGAUCGAGGAGAAGACUGGAAAGCUAGAACAGCUGAAGUCUGUGUUGGAGAUGUAUGGUCACUUCUCAGGUAUCAACCGGAAGGUGCAGUUGACGUAUUACCCUCAUGGAGUAAAAGCUUCUAAUGAGGGGCAAGAUCCACAGGAGGAGGCUCUGGCCCCAACUUUACUGCUGGUGCUGAAGUGGGGUGGAGAACUGACGCCUGAUGGCCGUGUGCAGGCUGAGGAGCUGGGACGAGCUUUUCGCUGCAUGUACCCUGGAGGACAGGGUGACUAUGCUGGCUUCCCAGGCUGUGGGCUGCUUCGUCUUCACAGCACAUUCCGCCACGACCUCAAGAUCUAUGCCUCGGAUGAAGGCCGUGUCCAGAUGACUGCUGCUGCCUUUGCCAAGGGUCUUUUAGCUCUAGAAGGGGAACUGACUCCUAUUUUGGUACAAAUGGUGAAGAGUGCCAACAUGAAUGGGCUCCUAGACAGCGAUGGUGAUUCCCUGAGCAGCUGCCAGCACCGCGUGAAAGCUCGGCUACACCAUAUUUUGCAGCAGGAUGCAACCUUUGGCCCUGAGGACUAUGAUCAGCUGGCUCCCACUGGAAGCACUUCCCUGAUCAACUCCAUGACCGUCAUCCAGAAUCCUGUGAGGGUCUGUGAUCAGGUAUUUGCCCUGAUUGAAAACCUCACCCACCAGAUCCGGGAACGGAUGCAGGACCCCAAGUCUGUAGACCUGCAGCUGUACCACAGCGAGACACUAGAGCUUAUGCUACAGCGUUGGAGCAAGUUGGAACGUGACUUCCGACAGAAGAGUGGGCGCUAUGAUAUCAGUAAGAUCCCUGACAUCUAUGACUGUGUCAAGUAUGACGUGCAGCACAAUGGGAGCCUGGGACUUCAAGGCACAGCAGAGUUGCUCCGUCUCUCUAAGGCAUUGGCUGAUGUGGUCAUCCCCCAGGAGUACGGGAUCAGUCGGGAGGAGAAACUGGAAAUUGCCGUGGGCUUCUGUCUUCCUCUGUUGCGGAAGAUACUACUUGACCUGCAGAGAACCCACGAGGAUGAGUCUGUCAACAAGCUGCAUCCCCUGUACUCCCGAGGAGUGCUCUCCCCAGGCCGCCACGUUCGAACACGUCUCUAUUUCACCAGUGAGAGCCACGUCCACUCCCUGCUCAGUGUCUUCCGUUACGGGGGACUUCUUGAUGAGACCCAGGAUGCCCAAUGGCAGCGAGCUUUGGCUUAUCUUAGUGCCAUCUCAGAACUCAACUACAUGACUCAGAUUGUCAUCAUGCUUUAUGAAGACAACACUCGGGAUCCCCUGUCAGAGGAACGGUUCCAUGUGGAGCUGCACUUCAGCCCUGGAGUGAAAGGUGUGGAGGAAGAAGGCAGUGCCCCGACUGGCUGUGGCUUCCGUCCUGCCUCUUCUGAGAAUGAGGAAAUGAAAGCAGACCAAGGUAGCAUAGAGAACUUGUGCUCAGGCAAGACACCAGAUGAGCCGGACCGGGCAUCGCAGAUUUCACCGCAGCCUCCCGAGGGCCCUGGCCUCCCGAGGAGAUCGCCCCUCACUCGUAACCGAAAAGCCGGCUCCAUGGAGGUCAUGAACAUGCAGUGCACAGGGAACCUGGACCUCAUCCCCUUGCGGGGACGGCGCCGCCGGAGGUCAGGAGACCUCCCCCGGUCUUCCCCAGCCAUCGGCCUUCAGCCCCGGGCUGUGUCCACCACUCACCUGGCGUCCUGCACACAGGUGCUUUCUGAGACUUCAUCCUCCAGGCCUGGUGGCUAUCGGCUCUUCUCAUCCUCACGGCCACCAACAGAGAUGAAGCAGAGUGGCCUAGGCUCACAGUGCACAGGGCUGUUCAGCACCACAGUGCUGGGUGGCUCCUCCAGCGCACCGAAUCUUCAGGACUACGCCCGCAGCCAUGGCAAAAAGCUACCACCUGCCAGUUUGAAACACCGAGAUGAGCUCUUGUUUGUCCCGGCCGUAAAACGAUUUUCUGUGUCGUUUGCAAAGCAUCCGACUAACGAGCUGCUGGAUGACCAGCACCCUGUGGUCCGGUUGCUGCGCAGUUUUUCCUCUGAUUGCCCAGGGGGCCGGCCAGUCUCCUUGGAUGCCACGCUGGCGCAUCAUCUGCACCAGUGCUCCUACCACCUGCGCCUCUUCCGGAACUGGCUGCGCUCAGGCCAGGAUGACCCCGAGUGCCUCUACGGAUUUGAAGGAUGCUCCAUGGUACCUACCAUCUACCCCCUGGAAACACUGCAUAAUGCCCUUUCCCUGCGUCAAGUGAGUGAAUUUUUGAGUAGAGUCUGCCAGCGCCACACUGAUGCCCAGGCACAGGUAUCUGCAGCCCUGUUUGACUCUAUGCACAGCAACCAGGCCUCAGAUGGCCCAUUUUUGCCACCCCGUACUCUUCAUUCACCUCCCCUGCAGCUCCGGCAGCGCUCUGAGAAGCCCCCUUGGUACAGUAGUGGCCCUUCCAGCACAGUGUCCAGUGCUGGCCCUUCCUCUCCUACUACAGUGGAUGCCAACUCCCACUUUGCCUUCAGUGAUCAGCCCUCCCUGAAUUCACAUGUGACUGAAGACUAUCAAGGCCUUGGACUGCUUGUUCCUGGGAAUGGAGCACAAGAGCUCCCCACAGAAGGAGAGCGAAAGCUUUGUGAUCCAAACCAGUCCCUACAGGAGGUCCAUGUGGAGACCAACCAGCCAUGCCAGGUGGUUGCUGAGGAAGCCAGCCAGCCAUGCCAGGAGAUCUAUGACAUCAUCCAGCCAUGCCAGGAGGACCAUAACAAUGUUAACCAGACAUGCCAGCCAUGCCAUAAGGCCAACCAGCUGUGCCAGAAAGUCCCUGAGGAAGUUUGCCAGCCUUGCUGGGAGAACCCUGAGGGGGUCAGCCAGCUAUGCCAGGGGUUUCCUGCAGAGCUUGGCAGUAUGGUCCAUGGGUUCCCUACAGAAGCUGGGGGUCUGGUCCAGGAAAUCCUUGUGGAAGUUGACAGGCCAGCCCAGGAAAUCCCCAAGGAGUUUAACCAGUCAUGCCAGGAGUUCUCUGUGGAGGUUAGCACGCUGGCCCAGGAGACUUCUGUCAUCAGUCUGUUGUCUCAGGACAUCCUUGAAGUUGAUAAACCAUCCCAUGAGUUCCCUGGGGAGGUUGAUCUGCAGGCCCAGGAGGUCCCUGAAGAGGUUAGUCAGCAGUCCUGGGUGAUCCCCGAGGUACUUGACCAGCUGCCUGGGGAGGGUGCUCCUUUAGCCCAUUAUCGAUCUACUGACCCGAACCCUCAAAGCCAGUCUCAAGCCCAUGAUCAGCACUCACCAGCAACAGGUAAUUAAUCACUUUCCCAUUAGUGGUGUCACACUAUACCAGCCAUUUGAGCCAGCAGCCUUUUCUGAUGGCUAACUCACUGUCCAGCAGGAGGCCAUGGCUCUCACCAGCGGUGUCUGAGGAAGCAGUCCUCUUAGCAUGAGGCAUAUCUGUCUCAAAGUUGUGCUUGUGGAGAAGCCAACUUUGCAUUCAAAGUAGCCAUUAGCUCUUCGCCUAGCUGUUGGACUUGAAUAGGAUUUCCUUGGGGUGGGCUGAUCUAUCAUUACCCAACCUACUUUAAGCACUGAAGGAAAUCCCACACUGUUGAAAGGAAAUGCCACUUACCUGCUGAAGAGACACCAUUUAGCAGAAGGCACAGCAAAUGUAAAAGAGGGAACUCCAGGGUCUUCACUAUCUGGGAAAAUAGUCACUACUUCUCAAGGUAUCCUUAGACCAUCUGUGCAGUCUGGGGAUCUCUUGUCUUUGUUAGCUCUCCUCAGGUGGACCCAGGAUGGCCAUCUGAAUUGUCUGGAAAAUAGAGUCUCCUUCCCAAACAUCUACCAUGGCCACUAAUCUUUAGACUGUGUUUCUGGGUGGUUCAGUAUCACCCCCAAGUGUACCCACUGCCCUUGUCCUUUUUCUCUGGACAAUAGCUCUAGGGAAAAGUAGGUAUUAGAUUGCUGUGCAAAUUUCAGAGCAGCUACUUAAAAUGCUCUAGGGGAUUCUUGGCCAAUCUGUGAAGUUGGGCCUCCUUUUGUUUCAGGGCUGUUUGGCUUUGGAGAAAAUGUAGUAGAGAGAAUCAGGUUCUAUUUUAAGCAAUCAGCAGAGAUCAAUAUUGUACAGACAUGAGCAAAGAUUUAAUAUAUAUAUAGAUAUAUAUAUUUCUUUAGUUGUGCCAGGGACAGACUGGCCAAAGACCAAACACUCCAAGGUCCCCACAAAGUUUGUCCCUACAUUAUGUGUCUUUAGGACCAGAUGUGAUUAUGAAGCUUUUUCCAAAGAUAUGGGGAUGGGCAGGAGGAAUUAUGCAGUCAUUAGAGUUGGGGGCUGGAACAUUAUGAGCGCUCAAUAAAUACAAAGUUAUGAAAA
Messenger RNA from Oryctolagus cuniculus (rabbit), 6097 nucleotides. Lineage: Eukaryota; Metazoa; Chordata; Mammalia; Lagomorpha; Leporidae. The record is from RefSeq and is a predicted model, not a curated record.